UCCGGGGAUUCCAUAACCUAGACGGAAGUGGUCUCAAGCGAUUGCAUAGCUUUGAUGUUACGAGCUAAAUGUGGAUUUUGACUACUUUAACAAAGUUGGCUUCACCAAAAACCCUUUCCACACCUACAGGCGGUGAAGAAACUAGUUUAGUUAGCGAGUGAACGCUGAAAUUCCAGACACAUUCGACGCAAUUUUAAACUGGAGGAAGUUCUUUGACUCAGUGCAGCGAAGCUCGGUGAGGAGAGAGACACACACACACACCUGCAGACAGUGAGUCUAGUUCUUCGUUUACUUUUUUUCACCGUGGGAAACCAAACCACCGUGGGACCUGCAACACUCCGCCAUGAAGCUGCGCCCCCUGAUGCUCUGAUGACAUGCGGGAGCAAGCAGUUCCAGUGCGGAAAUGGGAAGUGCAUCACGCUGCGAUGGGUCUGUGACGGGGCGGACGACUGCGGCGACGGCACUGACGAACUUCCCGCCACAUGCUUGGCCAAAACCUGCCGCCCAUCGGAGUUCAGCUGCUCCGACCGUCUGAACCAGUGCGUGCCCAACUCGUGGCGCUGCGACGGAAAAGCCGACUGCGAGAACGGAGCAGACGAGGAAGGAUGCACACCAAAGCAGUGUACGGGCCGGGAGUUCCAGUGCAAGAACGGUCAGUGCGUGUCAGCAUCGUUCGUGUGCGACGACGACGCCGACUGCGACGACGGCAGCGAUGAGGUCUCCUGUCCGGCCGUCACCUGCAGUUCCGCGUCCUUCCAGUGCAACAACACGGUUUGUGUUCCGCGGCUGUGGGCCUGCGACGGAGACUCGGACUGCGCCGACGGUUCCGACGAGUGGCCCCAGAACUGCGGGCCGCGGAGGUCGACGCCCCUGGCCACACACCGCUGCUCCUCCCUGGAGUUCCACUGUGGAAGCGGGGAGUGCAUCCACAGCAGCUGGAAGUGUGACGGCGGUGCGGAUUGCCUUGACAGAUCAGAUGAAGCCAACUGUGCUCGAGCCACCUGCGGCCCGGAUCAGUUUCAGUGUGGGGACGGGUCGUGCAUCCAUGGAAGUCUGCAGUGCAACCAUCAGUACGACUGCAGGGACAUGAGUGAUGAGUCCGGCUGCGUGAACGCGAGCCACUGCGACGGGCCGACCAGGUUCAAGUGCCGUAGUGGUGAGUGCAUCAGCGUAGAGCAACUGUGCGACCGACGCAGAGACUGCAGGGACUGGUCGGACGAGCCGCUGAGGGAGUGUGGCUUCAACGAGUGUCUGUUCAGCAACGGUGGCUGCUCUCACAUCUGCAACGACCUCAAGAUCGGCUACCGCUGCCUGUGUCCAGCAGGGUUUCGCCUGGUGAACGAAAAACAGUGUGAAGAUAUUGACGAGUGUGAAAACCCCGACACCUGCAGUCAGAUCUGCGUCAACCAGGUCGGCAGCUACAAAUGCCAGUGUGAGGAGGGGUAUCAAGUGGAUCCCGCCACCAAAGCUUGCAAAGCCAUCGGUACCAUCGCAUACCUGUUCUUCACCAACCGCCACGAGGUCCGAAAAAUGACUCUGGACAAGAGCGAGUACACCAGAGUCAUCCCUCGGCUGAAGAACGUGGUCGCUCUGGACAUAAACAUGGCCGCUAAAGAGAUCUACUGGUCGGACAUGUCGCAGAAGAAGAUUUACAAAGCUCAGAUGGACUCGGCCGAGGACCCGACUCAUCACACCCUAGUGGUCAGUGAAGGCAUCGAAGCCCCUGAAGGCAUUGCCUACGACUGGAUCCACGGCAACCUCUACUGGACCGACAGCAUCCGCAGCACCGUCUCGGUGAUCUCAGCCGACGGAAGCCGCCGGAAAACUCUCUUCCAGCAGGAUCUCAAUAAACCCAGAGCCAUUGUGGUCGACCCACACAACAACUUCCUGUACUGGACGGACUGGGGCACCCCAGCCAAGAUCGAGAAGGGGGGUCUCAAUGGAGUGGAUCGCAUGGCUCUGGUCACGGACAACAUCGAGUGGCCCAACGGCAUCACGCUCGACCUGCUAAACCAGCGGCUCUACUGGGUGGACUCCAAACUUCACACCCUCUCCAGUAUCGACGUGCAGGGCGGAGGUCGCCGCACCCUUAUCGUCGACGAAGACAGGCUGGGUCACCCGCUGGGCCUGACCGUGUUUGAGGAAAGAGUGUUCUGGACCGACGUCACCAACAAUGCCAUCCUGAGCGCCAACAGGUUAACUGGUGGUGACAUCACACCGCUGGCUGAGCACCUGUCGUCCCCCGAAGACAUCAUUCUGUACCACAAUCUCAAGCAGCCGACUGGCUGGGACUGGUGCCGGAUCGCUAACAGAGGCUGUGAGUUCAUGUGCCUGGCUGCUCCGCAGGUGGGCCGCCACCCGCCCAAAUACACCUGCGUGUGCCCCGAUGGCAUGCGGCUGGGCCCGGACAACAGGAGGUGUGUCCCAGUUGGGGCAGAACCUGAAGUCCAGCAGCCUGAAGUGCGGACCGAGGACCGGACCCCUCCGCCAGUGGUGCCGGCCAGGAUGACACCAGGAGUCACCACCAGGAAAUGGACGACGGUCCCCAGCACCACCACCAAGCCUCUGGUUAGGACCAGCAAACCAGUGGUGAAGACCUUCCCGGCUCGGACCCAGACACCUACCGCCCCUCAGACCACAGCUCGGCCUCCAGCUGUCGCCACAGAAAUGGCACGUGGGAAUCCCGAGGUCAUUACCCAGACGGCCGCGACCACCCCCAUCGCCCUGUACAUCGUGCUGCCUCUGGCCAUUGUUUGCAUCGUCGGCGCGGUCGCUGUGUUGAUAUGGAGGAACUACAGGCUGAAGAACACCAACACCAUUCACUUUGACAACCCUGUCUACCAGAAGACCACCGAAGAUCAAGUCCACAUCUGGAGGAGCGGCAGCACGGACGGCUACUUGUACCCCAAAAGACAAGCCGUCAGUCUGAACGAAGAGGCAGACAAUCCAGCUUUCACGGAGAACUGAGGCGACGGGACGGACCAGUCGCCAAGAGCUGCUUUUUGUUUUUUGUUUUUUUACCUCACAAGACUGAGAGAACUUUUGUCGCGGUCUUCACCACUACUACUUCAUCACGAGCUGCACAGCUGAGGGGACCAAACAGAGGUGGACAGUCAACCCUACGCUGCUGGGUCGCAGCGGUCAAUGACAUAUAGAGUCUCACGAGCCGUUCAACUGAAACUUAGAAAAUAGUCGAAGGUACAUUGUGACAUUUUGCACUAUUUUUUCACUUCAAUAUCCACUCGAGAGUAACUCACACUGACCUAAACAAGACACAGUAUAUAUCCGUCCUCCGUCGACUCGGACUCUGUGGAACCAUAGAGAUUCUCUGCGUUUCCUCUGAGCUGAUCACACAACUGAAUGUGCCUUUUCAGCGACAGCUGUUGGAAUCUGUCGUCCUCACUGAAGUUCUGAUUUAUACUUGAUGAUUGGCAACUGGGUUCAUUAAGAGACAAAAUAAGUAAAGAGUAUUACUGACUUAUAUUGAUAAAUAACAGUGUAUUCAUGAAAGAUAAACUUGUUUUUGAUAUUUACUCAUCAGUUAUGAGCACUAGAAAUGAAACCACUGUCGUUUAGAUGCCAAUAAUCUGGUGCUUAUACUGAUCAAUAAAUAUGACUAACACUUCCGGAGGCAGAGUCUAGUGACACGGGCGAUGUCUGUCCGUGGUGUUGUGACUGCAGAUUUUACCGUGGAGAUCACGUCCAAACCAGCUGCAUAUCUGAAGGUGUCUGUGCCAGUUUCACCUCCAACCCUUCUUGACAGACCUACUUCUGCUUUACUGGCAGAGAAAUGCAAAUGAACAGGAGCCGUCAAAAGGGGGCCCUGGGUCCUGCCUCGUUCUGUAGAACGAGUCCUUUUCUCCUUCUCUCGCCCCCCAAAAAGAGGAGCUGUACAUUCCUGAGAGACAGAUUAGCUUUGAUGAAAUCACGUGUGGCCAGCAGAGCUGCGCUCGGCGCCAUGACACGUGAACAUUUACGUUCUCCCCGAGGAUUAAAGCUCAGCCUUCCACCAGAUGUGCCGUGUCUCUGUACGUGCCUUCCGUUCCCUUCAUGGUGCUACUCCACGAGGUCGCUGCUUGUUUACAACACGUGGCGACGGACAGUAGGCAGAGAGUUGUACAUAAAGAAAAUGAUUUUUACAUUCGCUGAAAUGUUCUCUGUAAAUAGGUUGUUCAUAAAUGUAUAUAUUUGUGCUCACCAUGUUUUGGUAUCGGUAUCUUUUUGCAGAUGCGUGCUGUACAUAAAUAAAU
Molecule: messenger RNA, 4250 nt
Organism: Synchiropus splendidus (mandarinfish)
Lineage: Eukaryota; Metazoa; Chordata; Actinopteri; Syngnathiformes; Callionymidae
Gene: ldlra
Product: low density lipoprotein receptor a
Exons: 18
Coding region: 370-2967 (865 amino acids)
Molecular function (GO): calcium ion binding; protein binding
Source: RefSeq, a predicted model, not a curated record